Messenger RNA from Coregonus clupeaformis (lake whitefish), 6375 nucleotides. RefSeq names its product Hermansky-Pudlak syndrome 6 protein. The record is from RefSeq and is a predicted model, not a curated record. Bases 271 to 3117 code for a protein of 948 amino acids. Gene Ontology annotation, cellular component: lysosomal membrane; BLOC-2 complex. The transcript has a single exon. Gene Ontology annotation, biological process: organelle organization; lysosome localization; melanocyte differentiation. Lineage: Eukaryota; Metazoa; Chordata; Actinopteri; Salmoniformes; Salmonidae.
AAUAAACUCGUGAUGUCAGGAGGUAGCUAAGCAUCCAGAUGACUAGCUUGUUAGCUAGCUAACUAGUUUUAAGCAUACGAUUUAAACUGUUUUGAAAUGUCGACAGCUAGCUACAUAGAUAGAGAGGUUUUCAUCGACGGAAGUGGGAUUACUAAAGCAGACGACAAUCGGUUGAUUUAACCGCUAACACUAACGGGUUAUAUCUAGCAACAUCGGGAGUCUGAGUUGAGAUUUGUGCUCCGCAUCGAAUACCUUCUCUGCUCUGUAGACAUGAUGCAACCAAUGUUGGAACAAGUGACAGAUUUCGGGGACUUUACUAGAGGUACAGAUUUAAACGAAUAUCUAAAACAGACGUAUUCAAAUAACAGAAGUUGCAAAAACAAUCUAUCAGAUGUGCGCGUGAGCCCAGAUGGAUGCCACAUUCAUGUCAUUCUCCGCAAACCCAAGGUUGGUCUCAUGACUUUUGACAAAUAUCAGAGACCAGAGCUGAUCCAGAGCCAAAAGCACCUAGAUUUGGUGCUGACUCGGGCUGUGCCCAUUGUGGAUAUUGUAUAUUUUGACGGCAACAACAACAACAGAGACGGCGGUGUUCCUUUGUUAGCUGUCAUAUUCGAGAAUGGAAAAGCAGAGUUUUGGAAAUUUCUGGAACUCAAAGGGGGAUGGCAUCACCUGCACACCGCGGUACUCUGCAACAGCCCCCGGGCUAAAGUCAUUUCUGUCUCGGCCAGUCCGAACUACAUCUUCUGGUGUGAGGAGAGGCCACCGUCGGAGAGCUCAUCACCUGUCAACGAGACCCACAACUUCAGGUACUGCAUCUGCAAACGAACCUAUGAGGUGGAGGAAAUGGCUCUCAGUUUAGGGGGCGUGAAAAUUGCUCUGCACAACAACCCCCGCUACAAUGUCAUCAGCUCAGGUGAGAAUGUUUACCUACUACCUGAUUUGAAAGACAAAUCCACCAUGGCUCUCUCCAAAUUCUUUCUCACGUGGUCCCCCCAGCAUGACACAUUCAGAGUGAGUAGCACUUGUAAAGGUAAUCUCCUCCGAAAAGACUCUCCUUCUACUAAAGAAUCAGACUUUAAGAGGUUGGUAACAGACUGCACAGGGUACCUAUCAGCCCUUAGCCCCCCUGAUAUCUAUGGCUACUCCCCUACUGGCAGUGGAGGCCUGUUACUACUGCUCAGCACAGGCUGGGUCAGUCUACUACAGAAGGAUGGAGUGUUACGACAGAUCUACAAACUAGCUGACAACUGCCUGGCCAGCAGCGGUGCCCAUAACAGCCUGAACGUGUACCAGAACACCCUGGCUCUGACCAUCGGAUGGACCCUCUACCUGAUUGACACUACGUGUGGCGUGGAGCUGGAGAAGAUAGCCCUGAAGAGAGAGGGGCUACUCUACGGGACCGAGAAGCAGGCACCACACCUGCUGUUAGAGACUGGCCUGUUUGUGGUGAUGCUCCGGGAGAGGGACCCCCGGGGCCGCGACUCCGACCCAAAGCAGAAGUUCCCGUCCCUGGGUACAGGGGAGAGCAUCAGCCCCGCGGCUCUACUGGUAGAGGCCGUGUUCGAGGAGGCCUGUAAGUAUUACCAACAGAGAAGUCUCAGCAGUGCUCGGCUCACUGUGGAGAAGUUAAAGAGAGGAGGGAUGUUCCAGGCUCCUAUCUCUCUGGCCAACAUCAUCAGAGACUACCUCCAGAGCGGGGGGGAGAGGGGAAUGGAGUUACCCCAGGGAGGAGGCAGGGAAGGACAGGAGAAGCUGCUCGGGUCCCUGGAGGCUGAACUGAAGGGGCUGGCCUCCCUAGAGGAGGUGAAGGGGGGAUUGGUGAAGGAGAGGGAUGUGGAGGAUGUGUGUGAGAGUCUAGUGCAGCAGGAGGUGGGGAGACUCCUCUUGUCGUCAGAGCUCGACCGAGACUCUCUACUCUACCUCAACUCCAUCUUCAGCCAGUUCCCCGGUCAGGCCUGGAGGGCCACGCAGAGCGCUCUGCAGCUACGCUGCAAUGGAGAGGGCUCUCUCUCCUCUAAAGCGCCCCCGGAGGUCUGGAAGACUGUCCUCAGCCCCGUACAGGCCCCCACUGUCACCGCAAACCUGCCCUAUACCAAUGGCAGCAGCCAGUCUAAACAUAAGUCACCCAAACCUUGCCCCAGCACUGGCUCUAGUUUUAAACUUAGCCCCAGCCUUAGCUCCAACCCUAGACCCCCUGCCACUAACUCGACCCUGCCUGUCUUCGAGCUCCUGUGCCACUCCGUCUUCUGCUUCCAGCCCAGCUGGCUGCCCAGGUUCCUGGAGCUAGCCCAGCAGCAGCAGACCUCUGCGGGCUUGGGGAUGGGUCUAGGCCUGGGUGGCUCCACCUGGAGCUACUCUGGAGGUAGGGGAUCAGCGGAGAACGGAGAGAGCCUACCCCUGUAUAAACGCGCACUUUCGGCUCUGCCUCUACCUGGCACCGGAUCAGACCUGAAACAAGACCCAGAUUAUGAACAAAACCAGGACUUGGAGGUGGAUCUUCUCCUGGUGAGUGGUAGACCCAACGCGGUCCUCCAGGCUCUGAGGAUCUUGAUGGGGAGACAGCAGUGGGAGAGGGUCACCCAAGUGGCCCAGAGGUUCUGCAGGCAGAGUCCCUUACUGAACAAGGAGAUCUUUACUACCUUACUGUGUGAGAUGGCCCAGCAUCGAGACCUGGAUCCAUACCUAGACCUCCUCUGGGCUCUGUGUCCUGAAGAUCUCACGGUCACGGCCAUACUCAACAUUUUGCUGAAAAAUAUACCAUCAUCCUCAUCUUCAUCCUUAUCCCCCUCCUCAAAUAUCCCUCCCUCCUCUCCCUUUGCUGACCCCCAGUCCAGGCAGUUGACCUUUGGGUUGUUGAAGCCGUUGCUCAGUAAAGUUCUACAGAGAGAGACCAGGCCCAACCAGCGGUAUGCUGACAUCCUCCAGUCGCCCUCGUUCCCCCCUCCCACGCCCCCUCGCUGGGCUAAAGGACUGCCCAGAUCCACCACCGAUCCUAGCAUAGGCUUAGAUCACAAUGAUAUCAUCGGCAACACGGCGGCCAUCUUGGAUCAACACGACCCAUCUAAACACAGGACUGUCCCCGGGGGCAGGGUGACCUCACCUCCGAACCCCGACUGAGACGCGCACACACACACACACACACACACACACACACACACUGGACUCUGCGAUAUCUUCAUGUUACUCUAGUUGAUGUGCAGUGUUGGCUACUACAUUUUUUUUUAACAGAGUAAAAAGAACAAAAAAAUCUAUUGAUAACAUUAUUGAGAUUUCAGUUGAUUGGUAUAGGUAGUAGUGGGUUGUUAGAUUGAGAUUUGUCUAAUCUGCUAUUGAACAGCAUUAAACUAGCAUCUCUUUAGUGCUUCCUCUACACUGGAGCAGGACUGUGCCUGAACAACGAAGUCAACUAAAAUAAAUGUCCUCCUUUAGGCAGGCUUCAUAUGAGGCUGUGUUCUGUUGUCAAUCAUAGGCAGAUAAAUGGCCAUAGCUGACAGCUUACCUUCCGAACAAAAUAUUGUCUUAAAGUUAUUCCAGGUUAUUAAAUUACUACUAAAUCUUACCAUUGUACAUACCUCUCUUAUUUUAAAAUGUGUAUAUAUGUGGUGUUAAGUGUUAUUGUGUGAGCAUGAAUGCAGACAGAGUAGAAUGCUAGCUCAGAGUUGCCUUUCAUUCAAUAAACUCAGCCUUAAUGGAAUGAACAUUAAGCCUAAUAUACAGUAUGUAUUGAUAUUAUUAAAUGUGCAUGUCGCAGAGCUACCAUUCUUGUCUGUAAAAUGGUAGAAAUCCAUUAACUGUCCUCUUUUUAUUUUAUAAUCAACUUGCUUAAUAUUCAUUCAUUGUUGUGGGUCGUGUUCAGCAGGCACAAAACAGAACAUGUUUUCAAACAGAAAAUGUUUAAAAAGCUACAAUGAACAUUCUCAUUGGUCAUGUUCAGGUAGUGCCUCUUGUGCUUCAACAUUUUAUUUUCUAAUUCGUGCCUACUGUACACCACCUGGAUAUUUUUUGCGUUCGCCAACUCGGUGUGUCAUAUCGUUCCAGGUGGUUUACUGUACUUUAAACCUACUAAGAAUCGAAAGCCCUUUGUCAGCUCAUAGUGAUACAGUUAUCGGACCCUGACCCACAAACCUCUGUGUUGAAUGUUUAUUUGUUUAGAAUAUUUUGAACCCUUGGCUCUAGGAGGUAAAGGUUUCGUCUCUGGGAUGUGACUUCUGGGUUUAGGGUAUGUUCCUCAUAAAUUCAGUCAACCGUCACGCUCAAACAUUAACUAUGUUUUACUGAACCGUGUCUGUUUGAAAAUAACAUUGACGUAAUGACACCUUUUCCAGCAGCAGUGGAAAAGUUCUAUAGUGAAACACAUUAUUUAAGAGAUAUACAGCUGCUUUUGGAGGAAAAUGUUCAGUAAAAAAGUAUACAUUUUCUUUCAGGGGUAGAUGAAUAUCUAUGAAUAUAUCUUUCUACACCUUUAAACCCUUGUCGCAUUCUCUCUCUUUCUCUUUUCAUUCUCUUCUCAGCCCUCUCUUCAGUCUCUCCCCUGGCCACUCCAGUCUCUCUUUCUCCAGUUCCACCCAGUACAUUCCUACCAAACUGCCCUAUAGAGGAGAGGUGACUCACCAUCUUCGAGCUCCUGUAAUUUAAUUUGGGAUAACUCUGUUAUGUCCUUAGUGGGGGUGGGGUGGGGUAGGCCCAAACCAAAGCACAUCGCACACACACACUAAGCACCAGGUCACGUCUCGCUGCAUGGGCCAAGUGACUGUAAUGUCGUUAUGGAUGUUAGACCCUCUGUCUGUUUUUCCUAACAUUUUCUCUCUGUCUAUCCACUGUUGGCAUUCUCUCAUUCUCCUCUUAACAUUCCCCGUCUCCAUUUCACCUCUGCUCUCUGUUUCUCCUUCUCUUCCUCUCUCUCUCCUCUGAUAGCAUUCUCUACAUACUUUAUGUGUAGCUUCACCAUUGUCAGUAUUACAGAACAUCCUACUAUUGUUUACUUGUCAUGUCUGAGUUAAAGUCUGGAGAUCAAACCUCGUACAUGAAGCACUAUGGAUAAAGACGAUUGUUUUAAAGUGCCUAAAUUCUUAUUUUAUAGAAAGUCUUCUUUUGCGUUUAGAAUUAGACUCAAACUGAUUCUUUAAAUGUGUUUGUGCUGUCUUGCCAAUGACAUAUGAGUUGGAAAGACAGUACAGACAGAUCAGGGACUCAGGCUAACAGAGCUGUGGAACCACCUCUAAAGAAUAUAAUAGAUUGUUAUGAGAUUAUUCACUUCUGUAGUCCUAUUCAGAUAUAUUCUGUGAAGUUGGUGCAGCCUAACCUGGUUAAAACAGACUGAACGCUGCGCUCACAAAAUACGGCCUGCUAAGGCACACAGUCACAGUGACACUCCAGAAUUCUACUGGACCGACUGAGUUCCUUCAGGGUGCUAAUGCUCUUCAUUCACAACCUAGUGUCACAUAUCUGCUCUAAUGCAGUCACCACCACCGCUAUAGAUACAGCCGUCAGAAGCAUGGGAUGGGAUGGUGACCGUGGGAUUGUGUGAGUGACAUGGGGUUAUUAGUUUUUCUUGAUCAUGUGACUCGGCCAGGAAAAACUGGUUGCCUGCUCUCAGAGAGCCAAAGAUGACUUACUCUGUGCCGGAAUUCUCCACCCAGUGAUUCAAGGAAAUCCCCCACUUAGAUUAAACAGCAUAGGGCUGGUGUAAGCAUGGGUUAUUACACCAAUCCCAUUCUUUUAAAUCUGCGGGGGAGUACACUCCAGUGAAAAGGGUUGAUAAUUGGGACGCAGGGUUUGGCUCAUGAGAUGCUGUGACUUGUGAUGACAUUCUGUUCUGUUUGGUGUUUCACUGUGCAUAUGAUAACUGAUGAGACUAUCCUAGUAUGUCAGGGGUGCACAGCUACAGUCCUGGAGGGCCACAAUGGCCGUUUUUUUAAAAUUACUUUUAAUCACAGACUGUAUACUCUCUUUGGCCAAUCAGUGACAUUGAUUGAUCAAUAAGUGAAACUAAAACCAGUAGGAUUGCAGCCAACGACUUGAGUUUGAUACCCCUGUAGUAUGUGGGAAUGGAUGGAUGUAUAAAGCCUUAACAUAAAAAGAAAAUCACAUAAAACACCAUUGCCUAGCAUCCUACUAUUCAGUCCAGACACGUGAAUGUGCUCAGAAAAGGAAGGCUUUGUUUAUUUGCUUUUGCUCCACUUUGACAGGUGGAGUUCCCCUUUUUUAUUGCCUGUUAUCAAAUUGUGUCUUUUCCGAUCAGCUGAGAUGACUGUUCUAUGUACAGUACUUUAGACUUCUGCAGUGUUUCACUUUCAGCCACACAGAUAUCAAAUGUUUGGAUAUAUGAUUGAAUGCAAAAUGCGUGUGUUAUUAAACCCGAAGUUAAAACUUCUA